Molecule: messenger RNA, 1297 nt
Organism: Fragaria vesca subsp. vesca
Lineage: Eukaryota; Viridiplantae; Streptophyta; Magnoliopsida; Rosales; Rosaceae
Product: F-box protein PP2-A12-like
Exons: 3
Coding region: 247-1110 (287 amino acids)
Molecular function (GO): protein binding
Source: RefSeq, a predicted model, not a curated record
ACAUCAGACAUCGCUGUAUUCAUAUUCCCACACAGAGAAACAAACCAACCCUCCCAAUUUUUACCCAAAUCAAAACAGCUCACAAAUAAAAGCCCCAUCCCCCCUCCCACAACACCCAUCUCACCAUUAAUCACAAACCUCUCUAUCUUUUUCGGAUUUUCCCAAAAUCUAAAAGUCUAAAACCACCUCCUCUGUUUUUCCUUCUGCUCUGUUUUUCUUGAAUCCAAAGAUUCUCCUUUUCUGACUAUGGGUUCCGGCUUCUCGUUCUUCAAGGCAGACCCAGUUGGGUGCUCGCCUCUGCCGGCGAAGCCCGGUCUUGGGGACUUGCCGGAGAGCUGCGCGGCGGAGAUUAUGGGGUACUUGGACCCGCCGGAGAUUUGUAAACUGGCCAAAAUGAAUCGGGCUUUUCGUGGGGCGUCGUGGGCUGAUUUCAUUUGGGAGGCGAAGUUGCCUAGUAAUUAUCAGAUUAUUGUGAAGAAGGUUUUUGGUGAUGGGUUGGGAGAUUUGGGGAAGAGAGAUGUGUAUGAGAGGCUUUGUAGGCCUAACACUUUUGAUGGGGGAGCCAAGACGGUUUGGCUGGAUAAGAGCACAGGAUCUGCUUGCUUGUCGAUUUCGUCAAAGGGAUUAGCAAUCACCGGAAUUGAUGAUCGGAGGUAUUGGAAUCAUAUUCCUACUGAAGAAUCUAGAUUUAGCACUGUUGCAUAUCUUCAGCAAAUAUGGUGGUUUGAGGUAGAUGGGGAGGUUGAGUUCCCAUUUCCAGCUGGAAAAUACAGCCUGUUUUUUAGGCUACAGCUGGGACGCUCUUCUCAGAAGAGGUUUGGCCGCCGUGUUUGCAACACUCAGCAUGUACAUGGCUGGGACAGAAAACCAGUGAGGUUCCAACUUUGGACUUCAGAAGGUCAGUAUGCCUCAUCCGAGUGCUUUUUAACUGAACCUGGGAAAUGGAAUCACUACCAUGCUGGGGACUUUGUUGUGGAAAACCCAAACACAGCAACAAAGAUUAAACUCUCGAUGACCCAGAUUGAUUGUACACACACCAAAGGCGGUCUCUGUUUAGACUCUGUAGUUAUAUACCCUAGUGAAUUUAGAGAAAGGUUGAAGCAGUUUUAGUUUGCGUUUCGCCUUUUAGAUAGGAAGUUAUGCCAUAUAGAGAUAGUCUGUCUUCAAAAGAAAGCAAAUUUAGUUAGUGCUUCUUUUGGACCCUCCGUAUGUAAACAUAGAAAUGUGUACGUCCCAUGUAUAUCUUUGUUUAACUGUUCAUUUGUUAAUGACUAGUAAGAUUUUGAAUGCUUGUGUC